AUGUCGUCCUCAGAUGACACAUCAAAGGCCGUCGUCGAAAAGGUCGACGAGGGUUUCAAGGAGAGCAGCCGCAAGUUCGAUGCCAAGGAUAAGAGCGAAUACUUCGAUCCAUGCCAGGAGUUUGCCCAGAAGAGCAUCAGGUGCUUGCACCGCAACGGGGGCGACCGCUCCAUGUGCGGCGACUACUUCCAGUACGGCCUUCUCUGA
Colletotrichum chrysophilum is the source of this 207-nucleotide messenger RNA. It is a transcript of the gene COX23, whose product is annotated as Mitochondrial copper homeostasis protein. The transcript is spliced from 2 exons. NCBI's taxonomy places the organism in Eukaryota, Fungi, Ascomycota, Sordariomycetes, Glomerellales, Glomerellaceae. The coding region runs from base 1 to 207 and encodes 68 amino acids. The record is from RefSeq and is a predicted model, not a curated record.